AUGAGACGCGUCGCUGCACGACUUGUUCCGAAGGAGCUGAAUUUUCUGCAAAAAGAACAUCAAGAAGCAGUUGCUGAAGACACGAUUUCACGAGCUUCUAGUGACUUUACCUUCAUGAAACGCAUCAUAACCGGUAACGAAACAUGGGUUUAUGAGUACGAUAUGCAAACAAGUCAACAAUCUUCGGAACAUCGCUUAGAAAAUGAACGAAACCCUAAAAAACCGCGUCAAAGUCGCUCGAAAAUUCAGGCCAUGCUCACUGUUUUCUUUGAUUAUCGUGGUGUUGUUCAUUUGGAAUUCCUUCCAGAUGGACAAACAGUAAAUAAAGAAUAUUAUUUGAGCGUCAUGAGACGCUUGCGUGAAAAUAUUCGUUGGAAACGGCCAGAUUUGUGGAAAAACAAUUCUUGGAUCCUGCACCACGAUAAUGCUCCGUAG
Colletes gigas is the source of this 435-nucleotide messenger RNA. RefSeq lists its product as uncharacterized. The transcript has a single exon. NCBI's taxonomy places the organism in Eukaryota, Metazoa, Arthropoda, Insecta, Hymenoptera, Colletidae. Gene Ontology annotation, molecular function: nucleic acid binding. The coding region runs from base 1 to 435 and encodes 144 amino acids. The record is from RefSeq and is a predicted model, not a curated record.